This is a messenger RNA of Coffea arabica (coffee), 4690 nucleotides long. RefSeq names its product putative late blight resistance protein homolog R1A-3. Lineage: Eukaryota; Viridiplantae; Streptophyta; Magnoliopsida; Gentianales; Rubiaceae. Gene Ontology annotation, biological process: defense response to other organism. Gene Ontology annotation, molecular function: ADP binding. The record is from RefSeq and is a predicted model, not a curated record.
UGGUCUGUCCCUGCCUUAGCUGCAAUAAUGUUGAAGGGCCAAAUUCAGUAAAGCCAAUUUCAAACUAUACAAAUAUGAUCUGAAUGAUCUUGUUCUUUUCUGUCUUGCACUGCUUUUUUUUUUUAAUUCAAUGAUUGUUAUCUCAGUUUUCUUCUUCAAAAAAAAUUUUUUUUUUUUCAAGAAGGGAGUUCUUGUUGGCUCUGGACGAGGCGAGGAAGUUUGUCUCUGCCUUAGCUGCAAUAAUAUUCAACAGUCAACUUUGGACGGGGUGAGGAAGUUUGUCUCUGCCUUAGCUGCAAUACAAUAACGUUCAGGAGUCAAAGUCGGGAAGAUCCUUGCAGAAGAGAUUAUGGACGGUUACAUUGAUCGUGUUUUACGAGAUCUGGAUAUCCUCCAGAACAACCUUAACAAAAGCAAUUCGUAUAAUCCCAUCUUUUCAGAUACCAUCAGGAGGAUGAAGUUCCUCAAAACAUUUAUUAUUUUUGAUAUCUGCUGGGGCCGCUGCUUAGAUGUGAGUCAGGAGUCUUCUGCAGAACGAUUAUUUAAUAACAUUGGUCAUACAGUUAAGAAAUUUGGGGAAGACAUUCACACUCUGUCAAUGAGAUCAGAAAGUGAGAGUUUCUCAAAUCUGAUAGGUGUGAGCGAUCAAUUGGUCUUUGACUUUAAAAGACGGAUCGGAGGUUUUCAUGAAAGAAUCGUGCUUGCGUAUGAGCAGAGCAUCUCAUUCGGAUGGUCUUUUUCCACGUUCCACAAUAUUGUGGAAUUCAUAGACCUCGUUCUACAAAAUCUGGUGGAUCUGCAUCUAGUUCGUAAAAAGUCUUAUUGUGCUGCUUUGCGUGCUCAAAUCCAGGACCUUGAAGAAAAGUUAACAUUCUUAAAAACUUUCAUGUGCUUUGCCGAAUUGGGAGGAUAUAAUGACGACUUCAUCCGCUUGCUACUUCACAUUGAAGCAAUAGCUCGGAAUGCAGCACGCCUCUCUUACAUGUGUUCCUUUCUUGAUGAAGUUGAUGAAGGGCAUUCAUUUGUUUGCAAAGAUGUAGAAAAGUGUCCCUUCCAUGACGAAUUUGAGUCAGAAUACAUUGGUAAGUUCUGCCACAUGAUCUGUAAACAACUUGAGGAGAUCAAUCCUGUUGAUAUUCGAGAUGGUAAGAUUUACAUCGACGCUCUUAAAGCUUCAAACUCCUCAGCAUCAUUACGUACCGUGAUGAUGGAUGAGCAUCUAUUGAACAACUUCAAUGAUUCUCUCAUAAGUUUUAUCUGGAAGCUGCUAUGCUGCAAUUCCAACUUCAUGGAUUUUCUGAAAGAUGAAUUGCAAAUACUCUUUUCAGAACUGAGAUUCUUGAGAAGCAUUUUAAGGAUGCCUAUGGAGAAGAAGAAUGAGCUAAAUGAAAAAAUUGGAGAGCUAAAUGAAAAAAUUGGAGGUGGGUGGAGAUUCUCGAGAUGCAUUUUAAGAAAGCCUAAGGAGAAGAAGGAAGACCUAAAUGAAAGAAUCGGAGCUCUCCUUCGUGAGGCAGGCAUCAUAAUCUGCAAGCUUGCUCUGAGCAGAGUAAAAGGAGGAGAUGUUAACUCCUUAGACACCAAAAAAGCUCGUCAUUGUUCUCACAUGCUGGUUAAUAUCAAUAAGCGUAUCAAGCAUAUUACAGAUUUGGCCAGUGUCUCAAGCAGAGGAUGUCUUGCUCCCUGUCUUAGCAUCAACAUACAAAAAUGUGACAAGCCUUUCAGCUAUAAGCUAUCAAAAACUAAAGUAACCCAUGAAGUCACGGUUGGUCAUGAUGAUGAGGCAAAGAAAGUGAGCGAUCGACUUAUUGGAGGACCAGAACAGUUGGAAAUUGUCCCCAUUGUGGGAAUGGCUGGACUUGGUAAGACAACUUUAGCCAACAGAGCUUACAAUGAUAGUUCAAUUAUCUAUAAUUUCCACAUUCGUCUUUGGUGUACUGUUUCACAAGUAUUCAACAUGAAGGAUUUGUUACUUCAAAUCUUGUGCUCAGAUGGCAAACAUCCUGGGAUGAAUGAAGAGCUCGAAAUUCUGGAUGAACAUGUAUUGCUUCAUAAGCUAUAUCAGAAGUUGAAGGGGAAGAAGUAUCUCGUUGUCUUUGAUGAUGUCUGGGACUUCAGCAUAUGGAAUGACUUGAGAUGUUCAUUCCCAGAUGAGAUGAGAGGUAGUAGAAUCCUCAUCACUAGUCGAUUUUCUAAUGUUGCUUCAACGGUUGAAAAUGGUGGGGAACCUCUCGAUCUUCGCUUGCUCACUGAUAUAGAGAGUUUGCAAUUAUUACAGAAGAAGGUGUUCGGAGAAGAAGAUUGUCCUCAAUCGCUACAUGGACCCAGUGUGGAAAUAGCAAAAUUCUGCAAGGGAUUACCUCUUGCAAUUGUUGCCGUAGCUGGAAUUGUAGCAACUCUAGAGCAUGAUGUUUCGGCUUGGGAAGAAUUUGCUAAAAGUUUAACUUCCACCGUGGUCUCUCUCACAGACACGUGCAAGAAGUCAUUAGAGCUCAGUUAUGAAAAUUUACCACAUCAUUUGAAGCCAUGCCUUCUUUAUUUUGCAGCAUUUGGAGAAGAUGCAAAGAUUGUUACCAGGAAUUUGAUACGUCUAUGGGUUGCUGAAGGGUUUGUGGAGAAUACUGACGGAAAGAAGUUAGAGGACGUGGCAGAAGAAUAUAUGAUGGACCUUAUUGGUCGAAACUUAGUUAUGGUAAGCGAACGCAGCUCGAUGGGAGGGGUCAAAGCUUCUUGUAUUCAUGAUUUGUUACUUGAGUUUUGCAAGUCCAAAGCCAAAGAGACGGAUUUUCUUCGGGUGUUACGAGGAUGUGAUGAGCUUUAUACUUUCAAUGAGCUUCGCUACCCACCUCGAUUGUCCAUUUGCUCCAGUGCAGCAGAUUUUCACAAGUCGAAGCUCUUUUGUCCCCAUUUAGGGAGUCUGCUAUGCUUUCGUCAGAAUGCAGGAGACGAUUUUCCACUUGCUGAUGUCUCGUUCAUUUUUCGCAUCUACAAGCAUCUCACAGUUUUGAAUUUAGAGCAUAGUGUGCUGAUACAUAAAGAGCUUCCGACUGAAGUCGAAUCACUCUGUCGCUUGAGGUAUUUGGCCCUUAGAGCUGAUGCCAUGCAGUUCGUUCCACUAUCUAUAUCCAAUCUCUCGUCCUUGGAAACCUUUUAUCUGCAAUCUUUGGUGGAAGUUUCAUUGCCCUAUACCAUAUGGGAUAUGAAGAAGCUAAGGCAUGUGCGUGUUGGGGGUCGUCUUGGUGCUCGUGUUUUGCCCAGUGAUAAUGUCCUUGAAAACUCCUCCCCUUUACCUGAUUUAGACACGCUUUGCUAUCUGAGACUUCCUUUUAAUCAAGAAGGAGAAGCCAUGCUGAGAAGGAUUCCGAAUAUCCGCCGACUGAAAAUUGUGACCGCAGACGUAGGAGAGGAGGCAUGCUUCAACAUGAGUCAGUUAGAUACCCUAGAGUCGCUGAACAUAAUCUCGAAUCACUUCCAAGGUCCAAGAAAUCAUUUUGAGCUCUCUUUCCCCAUGAAUUUAAAAAAGUUGCUCCUUUCUGGAUUGAACCUACCCUGGAGUAAAAUUUCAUUGAUUGAACAGCUACCCAAUCUAGAGGUCCUGAAAUUACUUUGUGAUUCAUUGCGCGGCAGAAGAUGGGAGCUGACCGAAGGAGGAUUUCCUAAGCUUAGGGUCUUGACUUUGUCCGAUGUAAAUGUUGUGGAGUGGACAGAGACAGAUAGUGAUGCUACUGAUAGUAGUGAUGAUUAUUUCCCUUGUCUUGAGCAGUUAAAACUGGUUGGAGAGUUGAAGUUGGAACAGGUCCCUUCUUGUUUAGAGCGGAUAUCAACUCUUGAAAUGAUUAAGGUGUACAUUUGCGGGAAGAGUGACUAUGUCGGAUCUGUUAUAAGUUUAGUACGAGGCAUUGAAGAAGCACAGAAAAACUAUGGAAAUCAGAAUCUGAAGAUCCUCGUCGACUGUCAAGCCUGGUAAAGAUAGUGAAGGGCAUCAGCUGGUCCAAGAUGAGGUAGUGCAUGCAUCAGUACAAUGAAAUUUAUGAACAAUCAAAUAAAUAUUGCUCUUUUUGUAUUUCAUUUUCUCAACAUCAGCAGGGUUAUCAUGUUGUUAUAGACAAAGCUUGGAAAUAAUGGAUGGAAGGAAUAUGAUUGUGCGCAAAGGCAACUUGAAGGAGCUUGAAUGAAGUGAUAUAGCAGAGGAGUCAUCAGAGCUCUCAAUGUGUGGAAAGGGAUACUCUUCUCUAGAUAGCUACUCAAGAUCAAACAAGACACAGAGAAACUGGGUAUUGCAAUUGUAACCUCAGACUGGAGAAAUCAAGCAAGGCUGGCUGGUUAUCAUUCAAGAGAAAUCAGGGAUAUCAUUCAAGAGAAAUCAGGGAGAAGAUGGAAUCUGCACAACAAAGCAUAAUGGUUUUAAAAUAUGCAUCACAAGCAAGGAUUCUGCUGUUAGUGUGGAAGAAGAUGACGGCUGAAGAAGCAAAAGAUUGUGCAUUGCUGAAUUUAGCGAUCGUUGUAUUCCUUUUCUCUUCAAGCUCCUGUCACUUGGCUUAGACAGCUGGACAGUUAUGAGUUAUGAUCUCCUUUUUUUUGGGUGAUUUUCACUUUAAGCGCUUUAUUUGAUGUGACUGAUGUAAUUAGUGUAUUUCAUUGCUGUGAUCUUACUACACACUUGGAGAAAUCAUGGUCUUGUUUUUAACUGGUA